AAACGUGUGUCGCCUUCGGUAGAACCGACGGAUUGCCCUCCUAGAAACAGUGUCGACAUUCGAAUAAUCCUAUCUCUUCUGUACACGUUCAUUUCGAAGACACUUUGAACACGUACAAAACGCCGUUCACGAGUCAGCGUGUGUUGGACCAGCAGCACCGUCGAUCAUCGUGUGUAGCUAUGGUUUCGCGGGCAGUGCGAGAUAUGGUGAAAGAGAAGCCGUGAAGUGAACCGUGUGUGAGUGCAACCAACAGAACUUCAUUAUAUUUCAUAUAUAUACACACACGUACCGCGUAUACACGUAAUAGUGUACGAAACGGAGAUAGUAAACGCGCGCGACACGGGCAGAAAAGGAAAAAGACCACCAGCAGUGACAGAGGAAGAGCAAGUGAGAAAGAUAAAGAGAGAAGGUCGCGACCGAUCGCCGUAACGAUAUAGCGGGUGGAAAAGAGAGAGUAAGCGAGAGAGGCAGAGAUAGAGAAAGAGAGAGAGAGAGAGUUCGAUAGAAGGACGAGGCUCGAGUGUGGAGAAGCGCGACACGGUGAUAGAUAAGUAUCGAGUGACAGACACACAGCCGGAACGAAGGAACGAACUCGUAGUAGGUAGUCGUGGAAACGGAGUGAAUCUCUCCGCGAACCGCGGCAGAGGGUGUACCAAUCGAACGUCACAUUUACACGCGAGAUAAACAACACGCGCUGCCGGUAGUGGCUCGUCGCGGGCGCGAGCUGUUUUCUCUCGCUCCUCAGAGAGGGAGAGGGAGUGGGUUAUAGUGGUGAGAGAUCGUCUCUUUCUCUGAACUGAUAACAACAGAGAAACAACAGAAGUGGAAGGGAAGAGUGAAGAGGGUGAGCCGCGCGUGUCUCUCUCGUGGUGUGUCAUGGGGUGUUUCGGCAGCCAGAGCAGUAAGGCCAGCCAGGAUGAUAGUAAGAACCAGAAGAGGCGUUCAGAUGCCAUCACUAGGCAACUGCAAAAGGAUAAGCAAGUUUACCGGGCUACCCACAGGCUCCUUUUGCUUGGAGCGGGAGAAUCCGGGAAGAGCACCAUCGUCAAACAGAUGAGGAUAUUGCACGUGAAUGGUUUCAGCGAAGCGGAGAAACGGCAAAAGAUCGAGGAUAUCAAGAAGAACAUCAGAGACGCGAUACUGACGAUAACCAGCGCGAUGAGCACGCUAACGCCACCCGUUGCUUUGGAGGACCCAGCGAAUCAGAGCAAAGUCGAUUAUAUCCUGGACGUCUCGUCCUCCCCGGACUUCGAUUAUCCCCCGGAGUUCUACGUGAUCGUCGAGACCCUUUGGAAGGAUCGAGGCGUACAGCAGAGCUUCGAGAGGAGUAACGAGUACCAACUAAUUGACUGCGCCAAAUAUUUUCUAGAUAAGGUAGCCAUUGUUAAACAACCGGAUUACACCCCCACAGAACAGGACAUCCUCAGGUGUCGAGUCCUCACGUCCGGUAUCUUCGAAACGCGGUUUCAAGUCGACAAAGUAAACUUUCAUAUGUUCGACGUUGGUGGUCAACGUGACGAGAGGAGAAAGUGGAUACAGUGCUUUAACGAUGUAACGGCAAUCAUAUUUGUAACAGCAUGUAGUAGUUAUAACAUGGUACUCAGGGAGGAUCCGACGAAGUUGAGACUCAGAGAGAGUCUGGAUCUCUUCAAGAGCAUUUGGAACAAUCGGUGGCUCCGCACAAUUUCCGUAAUCUUAUUUUUAAACAAACAGGAUCUAUUGGCGGAAAAGAUAAAAGCAGGGAAGCACAAAUUAGAAGACUAUUUUCCAGAGUUUGCGCGCUAUCAGACACCGGUUGAAGCCGGUGUAGUGACGGACCCUACGGAACCUCCUGACGUUAUAAGGGCCAAGUACUUCAUUAGAGAUGAAUUUCUUCGUAUAAGCACAGCGAGUGGAGACGGCAAGCACUAUUGUUAUCCGCACUUUACAUGCGCCGUCGAUACGGAGAACAUCAAGAGAGUGUUUAACGAUUGUCGGGACAUCAUUCAACGGAUGCACUUGCGCCAGUAUGAGCUCUUGUGACUUCGUUCCUGCCGACAUGUCCUGUCAUCUAUUCGUAUAAAAAUUACGGUAGUGCUCCACCUUGAGCUAA
Habropoda laboriosa is the source of this 2092-nucleotide messenger RNA. It is a transcript of the gene Galphas, whose product is annotated as guanine nucleotide-binding protein G(s) subunit alpha. Gene Ontology annotation, biological process: adenylate cyclase-activating dopamine receptor signaling pathway; sensory perception of chemical stimulus. Lineage: Eukaryota; Metazoa; Arthropoda; Insecta; Hymenoptera; Apidae. Gene Ontology annotation, cellular component: heterotrimeric G-protein complex. Bases 877 to 2022 code for a protein of 381 amino acids. The transcript has 10 exons. The record is from RefSeq and is a predicted model, not a curated record. Gene Ontology annotation, molecular function: GTPase activity; GTP binding; G protein-coupled receptor binding.